This is a messenger RNA of Venturia canescens, 2589 nucleotides long. It is a transcript of the gene Sou, whose product is annotated as required for meiotic nuclear division 5 protein souji. Gene Ontology annotation, molecular function: protein binding; ubiquitin protein ligase activity. The coding region runs from base 117 to 1313 and encodes 398 amino acids. The transcript is spliced from 7 exons. Gene Ontology annotation, cellular component: nucleus; cytoplasm; GID complex. Lineage: Eukaryota; Metazoa; Arthropoda; Insecta; Hymenoptera; Ichneumonidae. Gene Ontology annotation, biological process: proteasome-mediated ubiquitin-dependent protein catabolic process. The record is from RefSeq and is a predicted model, not a curated record.
UGAGCGUCUGUAUCGUCUGUAUGGUGAUAGGGUGAUAGUUGUGAGGGUUGUGAGGUUGUGAGUUGUGACGCGUAUACGAGAGAAAAGUUACUUUAAAACAGUGAGAAAAAACAAUAAUGGAGGCGUGCAAUAUCGUCGAGCGCGAACUCGACAAAGUUUUAUCAAAACUAACGGAUAUAAAUAAUCAAGCUAGUAUCGUGCUUACGGAUUUGAUAAAUCACAUCGAGAAUCUCAAAAAAGAAUUAGAAGAAGCGCCCCCGGAUCAUGAGCUGGCAGCUGCUCAGAUACAGGUGUUAGAACAUGCGAUGAUAAAAGUUCGUGAUACGGUCCAAAGACUAGCCACAGAUCACAGAGAGUCGCACAGCACAGUGUCCAAAGUUGGCAAAGCCAUAGACAGAAAUUUCAUCUCAGAUUUUGCUAGCACGAGCCGUGAAGAUGUAUUUGCUGGUCCGGAGAAAACACAGCUGCUCAAUCAAGUUAUAUUCCAACAUUUUUAUCGACAAGGAAUGCUGGAUAUUGCUGAUGAGUUAGCUGCGGAAGUGGGAAUGAAGACUGAUGAAACGAAAAAAGAGCCCUUCACUGAAUUGAAUUACAUAUUAGACUGUCUGAAGCAAAGAAAUUUGGAGCCUGCUCUGGAAUGGGCAAAAAAGCAUAAACCUGCUCUGGAAGAAAGAAACUCGUCGCUGGAAUUCAAAUUACACAGGUUACAUUUCAUACGGUUAGUACAACAAGGACCGAGUCGGCAAGCUGAGGCUGUAAUGUACGCAAGAAAAUACUUGAGACAAUAUGUCAGACGCAAUGAGAAAGAAGUUCGUUCGCUAAUGGGGACACUUCUUUACUUGCCAAACGGUAUUCAAUCCUCACCCUAUAGUCAUUUGUUGGAUCCAACAUUGUGGCUCGAUAUACACGAUGUUUUCACCAAAGAAGCCUGUACACUUCUAGGACUGAGUGUUGAUAGUCCACUUUCAGUUUGCGUCAAUGCUGGAUGCACAGCGCUGCCUGCUCUCCUCAAUAUAAAGCACAUUAUGCAACAGAGACAAGUAACUGGUAUCUGGAAUGGAAAAGACGAGCUUCCAAUCGAGAUUGAUUUAGGCAAGCAAAGUCAAUACCACUCGGUCUUCGCUUGUCCAAUACUUCGUCAACAAAGCACUGAGAAUAAUCCACCGAUGAAAUUGGUAUGCGGCCACGUUAUUUCUCGUGAUGCACUCAACAAACUCACAACUGCCAACAAAAAUCAAUUUAUUUACAGACUCAAAUGUCCAUACUGUCCGGUCGAGCAAAAUCCUGAGGACGCCAGGCUUAUUUAUUUCUAGAGAUUCUAUGUGAUAUAUUUUUUUUACUCCCAAACCUCGAAAAUGUCAACAAAGUUCAUUUCUCUUUCGACUCUUCUUCAUGCUUCAUCGUAUUCUAACGUUUGAGCCAUGUUUAUAUAUUUUGUUUAUCGAACUUUUCACAGUAUCGCAAAAUCAAUUUUUACGAUAUAUAGAGAUAUAAUCAAUUCAUUAGAUAGCGCUCAUUUUCGAUUUACAUUGAAAAUGAAUCUUCAGGAAUUCGAUUGAGUAUGAAAUGGUUUUGUCUCCUUUUUGUUAUUGCGAAAAAAUUACAAUAUUGAAUAUUGCUUUUCGAGUUAAUUAUAUUUUCAAACAAAUCUCGUUUCGCUGCAUAAAAAACAAUUUCGAGACGAGUGAGGUGAUUAAACUUGAAAUAAAUUCGAAAUUCAUACAUGUCGAGUUUCACGAUGAUUAAGGUUAAUCAUAAUGAUUAAAGGCAAACCACGAUGAAUUUGAUUUUUUUCUUAACUCGCUCAAAUUUUUCAUGAAUUCUGUGUUUUUUUUUCUAAUUCUGCAAUGAAUUUCAUGCUAAUCAAACCAGAGUUACUCAUAAUUCUUUUUAACAAAAAUGAACAUCAAAACUGAUAUUCUUUUUGGCUGUACAUUCAUUGACGUUAAUAUCCGAGUAGAUUUUGUAUCUAAACUUGUAAAUUAACCGAUGAAAAAAAAUCGAAAAACCUUUGCGCUCAUUUGAUUCUCUUGUAUCGCAAAAGUUUUUUCUGUAAUCAAGUUGUUUCCGAAUUAUUUCCUUUUUUUUUAACUGAACAACCAAGAAGUUUCGGUUGUUCCGUCGUAUUCUCCGAGAAACACUAUUUUUCCUGCCUCCGCAGUCCCAAAAAUGUAAUAUUCUUCAAUUCUCAAAUUGAGCCAAUGUCGAAAUAAAACUGCUUGGAAAUAUUUGUUUGAACUACCAAGAUGACUCGAACUAACAAUUGGAAAUCAUUUUAUCGAAUGAUCCGUAGAUUAUUAAGAAUGAAUGUUGUCUUUUGACAAAGAGUACUGCGUAAAAGAGGAAAUUUAGUUAGAGGGAAUUUUAUAUAGUUUUUAGAAAAGUGGUAGGUUUAGUAAUGGAAAAAAAAUCAUUUUUAUUUAUUAACCGAGGGUUCUUGAUGCUGUAGGCUCUAAGAUUCGUUGUAUUCGAUAACGCGAAGUCAUCGUAAGUAGUACAGUGUUUGAUUACAAUGAUUGAAUAUUAUAGAAAAAUGUUUUAUAUGCAGUGGCAAAUGUGUGCUAAAAUAAAUGUUACUUAUAAAAAUGA